GCAUUUAUUAAAGUAGUUAUAAUUUAAUCAUGAAGUUGGCGGAGGACACAGGUUUUAUAUUGUUAAUAAUAGAUAGCGUAUUUUCGAGGAUGGAAAAGAGUAGCAGUAAAACACGAUGGCGGCAAUUUUUGGCUUAACAAUUUUUAAGAAAAAGCAAAUUCACUUACGAAAACAUGUCUUUUCUGUUUUGAAUUGAGCUAGUACAUAGUUUCAAAAGAUUAUGUCUGAAGGAGAUACGUGGUCAGAGCUACAAGCACAUAAAAAGAGACAAGAUAGUUUAAGAGAGAGAAUUCAAAGACGAAAGAAAGAGAGACAUGGAAUUCUUACAGCAGCUUCCAAUGAUGGUGUGUCAAAGACAAAUGAGAAACCAGUCACUUCAACUUUGGAUGGAAAACAGACUAUUGUAUUGAAAAAUGAAAUUGUUGUUGAAGCUAAAACUGAACCGAGUAAUCUGAAAAAAAGCAAUUCUGUACUUGAGAAAUGGAUUUUAGAAUAUUUGUCAGAUAAAAAUCUAUCAAUACCAGUCAGUUCUUUACAUCUUGCAUCCAAAUGGUGUGAGUCAUCAAAUGCUUCACCAUCUUCAAUAACACAUGAUGAUGUUACUGAUCUUAUUGAAAAGUUGGCCAUACAAAAUUACAUCCAGAUUAAAUCCAGCCAAUCGUCUGAAGGAAAGACAUGCAUUCUUAUCACAGAAGUUGACUUAUCCAAGUUGAAAGCAGUUGUUCAAGAAAUAAAAGCUGUAUCUGCAAACUCUUCUUCAAUGGGACCAGUCUUAAAAAAAAGGAAACAAGAAAGAGGAUCUUCAAGGGAAGGUUCGAGAUCACAAGAUGUUUCACAAAAAUCUAAAAAGAAAAAACUUGACAAUGAUGACAUACAAUCUAUGUUAUCGACAAUGACAUCUAUUGAAACAGAGACAAAAAAGCUUGGGGAAGAUGUACUAGAUUUGUUAAAUAUAAAAUCAGCUAAGGAGCAGUUAACAGUUGAAAAAUUCAAGAGUCAGGGGGGAGCAAAUGUUCAGGAAUUUUGUGAACAUGGCACUCGAGAUGACUGUAAAAAAAAUAGAAAUGGUGUUUGUAAAAAGGUUCAUUUUAGGAAAAUUAUACAAAAACAUACAGAUGAGUCCUUGGGUGACUGUUCAUUUCUUAACACCUGUUUUCAUAUGGAUACUUGUAAGUAUGUGCAUUAUGAAGUGGAUUAUACAGGAGUUUUAAAAGACAAGGACAGAAAAACUGAUGAAAAAGAUAAGCAAAAUGAAACAACCAUUUCUGCAAGUGGCAAUAUAACACUUAUACCACCACAGUGGAUUCAAUGUGAUUUAAGAUAUUUAGACUUUGCUGUAAUUGGUAAAUUCAGUGUUGUUAUGGCUGACCCCCCCUGGGAUAUUCAUAUGGAGUUGCCUUAUGGGACAAUGUCUGAUGAUGAAAUGAGAAAACUUUCUGUUCCAAAAUUACAAGAUGAAGGUUAUAUUUUUCUCUGGGUAACUGGAAGGGCAAUGGAACUUGGUCGAGAAUGUUUAAAAUUGUGGGGAUAUGAGCGUUGUGAUGAACUUAUCUGGGUGAAAACCAAUCAACUUCAACGUCUCAUUAGGACUGGACGUACGGGACAUUGGCUAAAUCAUGGCAAAGAACAUUGCUUGAUAGGGGUUAAAGGGAAAUGCAACAAGAUGAACAAAGGUCUAGAUUGUGAUGUUCUUGUUGCUGAAGUACGGUCUACUAGCCAUAAGCCGGAUGAAAUUUAUGGUCUUAUUGAAAGACUUUCUCCUGGCACAAGAAAAGUUGAGCUGUUUGGUCGACCUCAUAAUGUGCAACCAAAUUGGUUAACACUUGGCAAUCAACUAGACGGAGUUCGUUUGAUGGAGUCCGAUGUUGUUGAAAGAUUUAAAGUUAAAUAUCCAAAUGGUAUACAACAUUUGACAUCGAAAUAGCAAAAGUUAUGCUUUUUCUUCACCAUUACUCAGCUGGUUCAUCAUUGCCAUACACCAACUCACGAAUAAAGGAAAAACGUACCAAGAAUAAUUUCCAAACCAUGAACCAACCUGAAGUUGAUGAAGAUUUUGCUGUCAAUUGUGGCAUUGAUUCAAAAAGUGCAGUUGAAUUUAUGUUAGGAAAUAAUUUUGAAAUGGUUUAUUAAAUAGUCAUUGUUAUGGUUUCAAUCCCCUUUUACAAAAAUAAAAAUUACAUCGACCUAGUAACGUAA
Molecule: messenger RNA, 2196 nt
Organism: Xenia sp. Carnegie-2017
Lineage: Eukaryota; Metazoa; Cnidaria; Anthozoa; Malacalcyonacea; Xeniidae
Product: N6-adenosine-methyltransferase catalytic subunit-like
Exons: 21
Coding region: 221-1924 (567 amino acids)
Cellular component (GO): nucleus; RNA N6-methyladenosine methyltransferase complex
Molecular function (GO): mRNA m(6)A methyltransferase activity; mRNA (2'-O-methyladenosine-N6-)-methyltransferase activity
Source: RefSeq, a predicted model, not a curated record